AUGGGUGACGCUGACGACGCGCAGUUCAACGGGGUGGAGCGUGUGUUUGGUGAGAGUGCUGAGGUAAAAUACCUCAUGUGCUUUUAUCAUGUCGUUGCGCAAGUAUUUGAGAAGUAUUUGAGAAGACACGUGCUCUGCAGCCUUCUCACGCUAAGCUGGUGA
This is a messenger RNA of Phytophthora sojae, 162 nucleotides long. RefSeq lists its product as hypothetical. The transcript has a single exon. The coding region runs from base 1 to 162 and encodes 53 amino acids. NCBI's taxonomy places the organism in Eukaryota, Oomycota, Peronosporomycetes, Peronosporales, Peronosporaceae. The record is from RefSeq and is a predicted model, not a curated record.